Caenorhabditis auriculariae is the source of this 1805-nucleotide messenger RNA. The record is from the annotation of a GenBank genome assembly. Lineage: Eukaryota; Metazoa; Nematoda; Chromadorea; Rhabditida; Rhabditidae.
AUGGUCCUACAGCGACCGGAGGUGAUCUCCAUCGGAAGGGCCGAGCGGUGAUUAUUGGCCUUCACGAACAAUUGUCGAUACGUGUGGAAAUUUAUGUUUUGUAAAAAUUGUAUAUUUUUAUGAUAUAUUGUUUACUUCUUCAACUGUCGCUUGUUUAGAAGUUCAUGAUGAAAUCAGUCGUUGCCGUAGAUAUGUUGUCUCCUCUCAAAGUUUUGAAGCUCUAUAAUAACUUUAAACAGUUUUUUCUAUCCAUAAACCCUACUUUUCUGUAUAUUCGAUUACUUAUUGUACUCGAUUCGAAUCUGUCUCACUCAAAAGUUUUAUUUUUCAGGGCGAACCUUCCAAACUCGGACAAAAUGGGCAUCAGCGACAAUGACGUGCAGAAGCAGCUCCGCCACAUGAUGGCUUUCAUUGAGCAGGAAGCUAAUGAAAAGGCAGAGGAGAUCGAUGCCAAGGCUGAGGAGGAAUUCAACAUUGAGAAGGUCAGUUUACUCCGUUUUCUCCUUUUACUUCGUUAUUUAAAUUUUUUAUAAAAAUAAUGAUUUUUCUUUCUAGGGACGUCUUGUGCAACAGCAGAGACAGAAAAUCAUGGAGCAUUAUGAAAAGAAGGAGAAACAGGUCGAGCUUCAACGCAAGAUCCAGUCUUCCAACUCUUUGAACGCCGGACGUCUUCGUUGCUUGAAGGUAUCAGGGUUUUUUUUUUCGAACUUUAUUAUCUCAAUCUUUUUUUGGUAGAAAUACGUUUUCUUUUAAUGCUUUCAAAGCUUUUUAUAUGUUCAUUUUCUCAGGCUCGUGAAGAUCAUAUUCGUUCGGUUCUGGAGGAAGCGAAGAGCAACCUUUCAAGAAUUUCUGGUGACACUGGCCGCUAUCCGUCCAUUCUCAAGGGUUUGAUCCUCCAGGUUUGCAUUUUUGAAGCUUUUUUUGAUUACACUGAAAACUUUGUUCAAGAGUUAGCUGAACUUUGUGGAUGUUAGGGGAUGUUUUCUCUCAGAUAAUUCAUUUUGUAAAAAAAAGAUUUGAAAAUCUCGAUUUUAUAGGGUCUUAUGCAGCUUCUGGAGAAGAACUGCGUUCUCCGUUGUCGCGAGAAGGACCAGCGUCUUGUCGAGCAGCUCCUCCCAGAGUGCCUUGAUGCUCUGGAGAAAGAAUGGGGAGAUCGCACCAAUGUUAGUUUCUUUUCCAUUAGUUUUUUAUCAAUUAAAAUUGGAGCAUGAAUUUGAGUGAAGCUCAUUUCCAUGGUGUAGUUUGAUCGGGAUUCAAGAAUCGUUCUUUCCAGGUUAAAAUUGAUACUCACAACUACUUGCCCGCUGAUUCGGCUGGUGGUGUCGUUAUGUCAUCCAAUGGAGGAAAAAUCAAGGUUUUAUCUACGCUGGAGAGUCGUUUGGAACUGAUUGCUGGUCAGGUUAGUAAGAACUUUUAUCUCGUUUUUAACAUUUUUCAUCGAUUUUAAUUAUAACCAAGUAGAUUUUGUGAGUCUACGAGAGCUAUGUUUGACGAAUGGGUACUUUUUUCAUAAAUAGGUCAAGUUUUUUUCUUUUUAAUCCUGUUUUUUUCAAGGGUUAUCUGUGCGCGAAAAAUCGAGCUUCGUUAAGCCUUUUUCAAAAAAAUUUGCUAAAUACAUGAUGAAGUAAAAUCAUUAAUUUUUAGCGUUUGACUUCAAAUUGAAUGUUAAAGUUUUCAUUCAUUUACCAAGUUGCAACUUAACGGAAUUUAAAAAAAGUUUCCUCAAGUCCAAAUCUUUGCAGAUCGUCCCACAAGUGAGAACAGCUCUGUUCGGCCCCAACCCCAACCGCGAAUUCUUCGACUAA